This is a messenger RNA of Dendronephthya gigantea, 1281 nucleotides long. Its product is annotated as serine/arginine-rich splicing factor 7-like. Gene Ontology annotation, biological process: mRNA splicing, via spliceosome. Gene Ontology annotation, molecular function: RNA binding; zinc ion binding. The record is from RefSeq and is a predicted model, not a curated record. Lineage: Eukaryota; Metazoa; Cnidaria; Anthozoa; Malacalcyonacea; Nephtheidae. The coding region runs from base 97 to 774 and encodes 225 amino acids. The transcript has 5 exons. Gene Ontology annotation, cellular component: nuclear speck.
UGCAUUGUGGGCGAAGCAAUUAAGAACUCUUUCAUCAGUUGUUUCAUGAGCAAAUUUUAGUUCUUUUGUGUGGAUAUUGACAUAUUGUUAGUCAAAAUGACUCGAGUUUACGUCGGGAACCUUGAAGAUGGCACAUCAAAACGCGAUCUUGAACGUGAGAUGGAGUCCUACGGUCAGUUGAGAGAUGUUUGGGUCGCCAGAAAUCCUCCGGGUUUUGCGUUUGUUGUGUUUGAAGAUAAGCGAGACGCCGAGGACGCCGUGAGAAAUUUGAAUGGCCGAAGACUUUGUGGCUGUCGUGUGCGUGUUGAGAUAGCACGAGGUCCUACACGAGGUGGUCGUGCAGCUAGACUUGGCUUGACAGAGAAGUGUUAUGAAUGUGGCAGGAUAGGACAUUAUGCUAAAGAUUGUACUCGCAGGCCAGGUGCUGGCGGUAGCUCAUCUCGAUAUAGGUCUCGCUCACCAAGGAGGGGUCGGUCUAGGAGCAGGAGUCGUUCUCCAAGAAGAAGACGACAUAGAUCCAGAUCAAGAUCAAAAUCGGAGUCUAGAUCCAGAUCUCGUGAUCGUAGACGAAGAGAAUCAAGGUCACAGUCAAGGUCAGAGGAAGAGAAAAGUGGGUCUGAAGAUGAAGGAAGAGCAAGAAAAAGAAGCUCUGAGAAAAAAGAUGAUGAAGAACAUACUAGAAAAGAUGAAGAUGAUGAUGAAAAUGGAUAUGAAGAUGUCACAGAAGCAAAAGAAGAUGAUGAUGCUGAGAAAGACAAUGGUGAUGAUGAAUGAUCAAUAUUAAUCAUCACAAAUUUCCAAUACAACAGUUAUGCCUGCAUACUGUACCCUGUAUAUAUAUAUUAAAUAUCUUAUCUUCUAUAAUCAUGGAUACCAGGAGGAAAUGGGAUAUGAUAAGAAAUGACUGUGGCUUUUGAUAUUGUUUUUAUGCCUUGUAUUUUAUUCAUGUGGUUGCACAUAAUCUACAUGUACAGCCUGAGCCUGACCUACGUUUUAGCGCUACCACUUUACUAAUUAUACAUUUGGUAAAUGAGUGUAGAAUUGAAUUAUGUUUCAUGCCAAAUGAUUGAGCCAUGUUUGUGAUUGUAUGCUGAGAGUGCAUUAGGAGAGAACAGUUUACCUGAAUGUUACUGCUGUGGCUGGUUUAUUAUGCUGAAAGAACAACAUGCUUACUGAGUGUCACAGAACUCACUCUUAGCUAAGUUCAUACUGUAUUGUUUGAAAUGAAAACGUUCAGGAUUUCAUACACAGUACAAAACUGGACCAGGAUACCAAAACUGA